GAACCACGCUGGAGUCCCACAAAGUUCCUAAGCUUGGAUCGGCGUUCCACUAACACAGAAAGGACAGAGCGUUUUGGGGAUUUAUUUGGUUUCUGGAUAAACUAUUUUCCACCCCUGAACGAUGUUUUCGACGCAUUUCGAAGGUUUUCUGUCUCUGAAGUUUUUGCAGACCACCUCAUCUUGUUUCACUGUCUCCAGUGUUUACAUCCAAGCCGGGUUUAAAUGCAGGAGAAACUGUAAGACGUUGUUUUGGAGCGGCUGCUGCGCGGGUUGGAGCAGAGAUGCGUAACGCACAGAGCAAACUGGGUCUCCACUCCGAGUAGGCAUCCCUCAAGACCCGAAAAUGUCUAAGUCGGAGGUGAAGAAGGAGUCCGGGGUGUCCAGCCCGCUGGAGGCCGCCUGUCUCUGCUCUCCUCCGUCGGCCAAGAACCGGUGCGCCAGCUGCGGUAUGGAGAUCCAAGACCGCUACCUGCUAAAGGUGAACAACCUGAACUGGCAUUUAGGCUGUUUGGAGUGUUCAGUCUGCAGGGCGUCUCUGCGCCAACACAGCAGCUGCUACGUUAAAAACAAAGAAAUCUUCUGCAAACUGGAUUAUUUCAGUAGGUUCGGCACCAAGUGCGCCCAGUGUGGCCGGCAGGUAUACGCCAGCGACUGGGUGCGGCGGGCCCGGGGCAGCGUGUAUCACCUGGCCUGCUUCGCCUGCUUCUCCUGCAAGAGGCAGCUGUCCACCGGGGAGGAGUUCGGCCUGGUGGAGGGCAGAGUGCUCUGCCGCAGCCACUAUGACAUCAUGCUGGAAAACCUCCGCAGGGCUGCAGAAAAUGGCACAGGUCUGACUCUGGAGGGAGCGCUGCCCUCGGAUCAGGACUGCCAACCCAAACCAGCAAAGAGGGCACGGACCUCGUUCACAGCCGAGCAGCUGCAGGUUAUGCAAGCUCAGUUUGCUCAGGACAACAACCCCGAUGCUCAGACGCUGCAGAAACUAGCAGAAAUGACGGGACUGAGCAGAAGAGUCAUACAGGUUUGGUUUCAGAACUGCCGCGCCCGACACAAAAAGCAGCCGCCUCAGAGCAGCUUCCCUCAGAGCGCCCCGUUGUCCAGGAUGCCGCGGUCUCUUCCAGAGGAUCUCCACUAUUCCUCGUUCAGCAGCCCAGACCGACCCCACCUCCUCGCUCUGCACGGAUACCUAGACGCUCACCCCUUCUCCGUCCUCACCGCCCCAAGCCACUUGACUCAUCAGUCCAUCUCUUUGCCGCAGCUUCCCAUCAGCCGCUGACCUGCAGCGCUUACUUCUCCGUCGUCAUCGCUGUGAAGAUGUUGUGAGAUAAUGAUUCCUGUUGGCAGUCCACAGGCGGGUGGCCCUCCGUUUUCAGCCGGAUUAUUUGUUUCGAGACCGUUCAGCUGAACCGUGGCGAUACCUACAAGCAAACAUUGGAAUAAUUUUUUUAUUUUUAUUCUAAAUGAAGCACAGAAGACUUAUUUUGUUUUUAAUUUUACCCUUUCAAAGGACAUAAGCAUUCACUUUUUUCCUGUUUGUACUUAUGGUUUCAAACAGCAGAGCAGAGGAGCAAUGUACCAGUAUGACGGAGAAACCUCAGUUUUCUUUAUUCACAAUGAGCACAUUUGCAGCUUUAAUGUUGUUUGUUGUUGUAAUGUUGUCGGAAAAUGGGAACUCUUAUUUAUUCAGAUCAACAUUUUUUGAUUUAUUGUUUUCAAAGCACUUUUAAAUGUGUCUUUACAUGGAAAAAUUCAGUGUUUGUACAUUGUAAAUAAAUUGCAUCAGAUCUGUCAUCAGGUUUAUUUAAUGAGAACACAGGAAGGUGUUUGUAUGUGUUGCAGGUAAUGUAAAAGAAACAGAGAAACUAUAGAGUCAGAUUGUACCAGGAAACUAGUUUUUAACACCUGCUGUGAAUAAAUCUAAAGGUCGGCUCGCA
Messenger RNA from Girardinichthys multiradiatus, 1931 nucleotides. RefSeq names its product LIM homeobox 6b (gene lhx6b). Gene Ontology annotation, cellular component: nucleus. Bases 344 to 1273 code for a protein of 309 amino acids. NCBI's taxonomy places the organism in Eukaryota, Metazoa, Chordata, Actinopteri, Cyprinodontiformes, Goodeidae. Gene Ontology annotation, molecular function: DNA-binding transcription factor activity, RNA polymerase II-specific; RNA polymerase II transcription regulatory region sequence-specific DNA binding. Gene Ontology annotation, biological process: neuron differentiation; forebrain neuron development; regulation of transcription by RNA polymerase II. The record is from RefSeq and is a predicted model, not a curated record. The transcript has 9 exons.